CUGGGGGGAUUUGGGAGCUUUCGGAGAGCCUUCUAAGGAAACCCCUAACCUAGACCAGAUGGCUGCAGAAGGGAUGCUUUUCCUGGAUUUUUACACUGCCAGCCCCCUCUGCUCUCCCUCAAGGGCAGCACUGCUGACAGGCCGGCUCCCGGUCAGGAAUGGCUUUUACACCACCAAUGGACACGCCAGGAAUGCAUACACACCACAGGACAUAGUAGGAGGAAUCCCAGAUUCUGAAUUACUGCUUCCAGAGCUCCUGAAGAAAGCUGGUUACACCAAUAAGAUCAUUGGCAAAUGGCACUUGGGGCACCGGCCCCAGUUCCACCCCCUGAAGCACGGCUUUGAUGAGUGGUUUGGGUCCCCAAACUGCCACUUUGGGCCCUACAACAGCACAGAGCGCCCCAACAUCCCCAUCUACAGGGACUGGGAGAUGGUUGGCAGAUACUAUGAAGAUUUCAAAAUUGAUCUGAAGACAGGUGAAGCCAACUUGACUCAGCUCUACCUGCAGGAAGCUCUGGAUUUUAUUAGCAAGCAGCAGGCCAGCCAGCAGCCUUUCUUUUUAUACUGGGCAAUUGAUGCUACCCACGCUCCUGUCUAUGCCUCCAAACAGUUCCUGGGCACGAGUCAGAGAGGGCUGUAUGGGGAUGCUGUGCGGGAAAUCGACGACAGCGUUGGGAAAAUCCUGAAGCACCUCCAGCAGCUGGGCAUCAGUGAGAGCACCUUUGUGUUUUUCACCUCUGAUAACGGGGCUGCUCUCAUUUCAGCUCCCAAGCAAGGAGGAAGCAAUGGGCCUUUCCUGUGUGGCAAACAAACCACCUUCGAGGGUGGCAUGAGGGAGCCGGCCAUCGCCUGGUGGCCCGGCCACAUCCCUGCAGGAGGGGUCAGCCAUCAGCUGGGCAGUGUGAUGGAUCUGUUCAGCAUCAGCCUCUCCCUGGCGGGUCUGCAGCCUCCCAGUGACAGACAGAUUGAUGGCAUCGACCUUUUACCUGUCAUCCUGCAGGGCAAGCUAAUUGACAGGCCCAUUUUCUAUUAUCGUGGCAACGAGCUGAUGGCAGUGAGAGCUGGGCUGUACAAAGCUCACUACUGGACCUGGAGCAACUCCUGGGAGGAGCAUGGCAAGGGCAUCGAUUUCUGUCCUGGCCAGAGCGUGGCUGGGGUGACCACACACACCCAGGAGGAGCACACCCACCUGCCCCUGCUCUUCCACCUGGGCAGGGACCCUGGUGAGAAGUACCCCUUAAGGUGUUCCAGGAGAGCUCUUGGAAGAGUGGGGGCUGAGUGUGGAGAGCUGCUGACCUCAGUUUUGCCAGUGAGGAGUACCAGCGGGCUGUGGAGCACAUCUCGGGGCUGGUGCAGCAGCACAAGGCCACCCUGGUGCCAGGCCAGCCCCAGCUGAACGUGUGUGACCAGGCUGUCAUGAAUUGGGCUCCUCCAGGCUGUGAGAAGCUUGGGAAGUGCCUGAAAGCACCAGAGUCUGAUCCUAAGAAAUGCUCUUGGCCUCACUGAUGGCUGCAGCCCUCCAGAGCUACCCAGAGGCACUGGACAUCCAGUUUCCAAUGCCUGCUCCUGCUGGCACUCCUGUUUACACAGGAAGGGUGUGAUGUGUGCAUGAUAUCAUCACUUGCUCUUCCAAAAGGGCCAGUGUUUAUAUUCCUCGUGCUCAGGGUUUAGCCUCUACUCCUCUCUUCCCCCAGUUCUUUCCCUAAAUGGUAACUCCAGUGAGGAUUGGGUCAGCUGUAAAAGCUCUCUGGACAGCCACAACCGUGCCAUCAGCCCCAUGGAUCACUCCUGCUCCUUCCACCCAGCCUUGCUCACUGGGCUGCCCCAACAGGAGCCACGGGGCAGGUCAGGAAACUCAGAGCUGCCAGAGAGCCCUGCCCAAACUGCCCAUGUUUCGUUUGCCUGUAGCUUGUUGUUUUAACAUUUGCUUUCCAUUGUGAACUCUGGACAUCAACUUGUUUUUCCUUUCUCCCCAAAUUUGUGAGUCCUGGGUGCAAACCAGGGAUCCCUCCUGCUCACUGAGGGGUUUGGAUCCAGGGAGAAUGCCCUCAGUUCCUUCCAUGUGUAGCUGCAAACGUUCCCUAGGCCAUGGUUUAGGAAAGGUGGGACUGUGUUCAGGUGAGUGUUGCAUUGGGGUUCCAGCCCCUGCCAGCCUGAAGGGGCUCCAGGAGAGCUGGAGAGGGACUUUGGGAAAGGGCCUGGGGGGACAGGACACAGGGAAUGGCUCCCACUGCCAGAGGGCAGGGAUGGAUGGGAUUUUGGGCAGGAAUUGUUCCCUGGCAGGGUGGGCAGGCCCUGGCACAGGUGCCCAGAGCAGCUGUGGCUGCCCCUGGAUCCCUGGCAGUGCCCAAGGCCAGCCUGGGAUAGUGGAAGUGGGGUUGCACUGGGUGAGCUUUCAGGUCUUUUCCAACCCAGACCAUUCCAGGAUUCUGUUGCCAGUUUUUGGUGCAGGACAUUUGUGGGGAGCUGGGGGUCAGGUGUUCAUUUUGGGGCUUCCCUUCAUUUCCAAAAAUCUGGGUCUAGAGCUGGUCCAAGCCACGCUUCCCAUCUCGAGCUCUGGCCUCAGAAAUGCCCCUUGGCACCAGCCCUUGACUCCUGACCCUGUUUCCAGCACAUGCUGUCCCAGGAAUUCUCCUUGUGCAAACCUUGCCCAGCCUGGCUGCAGCUCUCCUUUAGCCAGAGUUCCUGGGGAGCAGGAGCCUUUGCUCAAUCCUGCAGGGCAGAUCCCUGCUCUGCCUUGGAGCCCGUUCCACACCCUUGCCUGUCUGCAAUAAACCUGUCUGGAGCAAAACCAGCCUGCUCUGGCCUCCAGGGCAGCAGCUGGAGGGAGCCUGAGCAUGUCUGGGUUCAGACUGAAACAGGGGAAGUUUGGGUUGGAUACAAGGAAGGGAUUGCUCCCUGUGAGGGUGGGGAGGCCUUGGCACAGGGUGCCCAGAGAAGCUUGGAGCAGCCUGGGCUAGUGGAAGGUGUGGGGUGGAGCAGGGUGAGCUUUUAGAUCCCUUCCCACCCAAACCAUUCCAUGAUUCUCCAUUUGUCCCACCCACAGCUCUCCUUCACCCCUCCAGUGUUUUCCAAGCACAGGUGCCCUGUCUGUGUGAUGUUGUGCUGCCUUAGGAAAAUCCAGGUGCUCUGUACCUGGAAACAGCUCAAAUUCCUCCCCAGCUAAGCUUGGAGCUGCUUGAGAGCUCUGCUCCUGUGCCAGCUGUGGUGCUCCCACCAGCUCCAGGCUCCCAGCUGCUGGUUCCUACCCUCCUGUAAUCCCAAAUCUUCCCAUUCCCCCCUCCCAUGCUUUAUGUACCUGUGAUCCCCUCCACAGUAACUCCUGCUGUGUGUCUCCUGAAGCUGGAUAAUCCCAUUAAACUGGAAUGAGAACA
This is a messenger RNA of Passer montanus (Eurasian tree sparrow), 3374 nucleotides long. RefSeq names its product galactosamine (N-acetyl)-6-sulfatase (gene GALNS). Gene Ontology annotation, molecular function: arylsulfatase activity. Lineage: Eukaryota; Metazoa; Chordata; Aves; Passeriformes; Passeridae. The record is from RefSeq and is a predicted model, not a curated record. The transcript has 14 exons. The coding region runs from base 59 to 1396 and encodes 445 amino acids.